CGAUAAGAAUGUGGUGAUUGACAGAGUUGAAAGCCUUGGCCAGGUCGAUUAAUACAGCUGCAUGGUAUUGUCUCUUUUCAAUGGCGGUUAUGAUAUCGUUUAGGACCUUAAGCAUGGCUUAGGUGCACCCAUGACCCGCUCUGAAACCAGAUUGCAUAGUGGAUGUUACGUUCCCCAGUUUCUGUGUUGUGGUUUGUGUAUUUUCAUGUAUGUAUUCCAGGAAAUGGAUUCCUGAAAUUCUCUACAAGCAGCUGAUUGGUCAGCCCCAUUGAUGAUUGGAGAGCUGACCCCGCCCCCUCAUCAGGACACAGCUGUCUCCAAUUACCAACUCCUUCUGAAGCUUUAUAAGCCAGUGUUCUGUUGCUCAGAAGAAGGAGAGAUGAUUGCUGAGAGAGGAGGCUGAGGGUUAUUACUUUGUUUGUUACUAACAGACAUGAGUGUCCUGUGUUGAUUGUUGCUGGAGAGCUGAUUGGGGGUGCUGUCGGUGGCCUACUGGGAUGCUGGAUGACCAGUGGACAGUUCAAGCCCCUGCCUCAGAUCAUCAUGGAACUGACCCCGGUGCAGCAGCAGAAGCUCUACGUUGACAUCAUGGCCAUCAUAGGUGAAGUCCAGUGGACCGACGUGGCCCAGCUGACUGCCCUGGUCAUGGGCAACGCCACCCUACAGCAGCAGGUGACCGCUGCCCUCCUGGGCUAUGUGACCAAAGAGCUCCAGGCAGAGGUGCACUAUAUAGACUGACAAGGCCUCUAUCAGAGAGCACAUCUCUUUAGGGUUUUCAAAGGAAAAUUGAAACAAUGCUGGUCUGACAUUUUGCACAACCUCAAAGGACAAUUUAAAAAUGAAGGACAAGAGAUUAUUUAUUAAAAGUGGGGCAGUACACUCAAGGAUGAAAACCUCCAUGGUCUGUGAGAAGGGAAGGAGCCACUGAUUGAAAGUGCAUGAAAUGAGUUGUGGCUAAUUAUUUCAAGGGUUUGUGUGACUAUGUAUUGACUACCUGAGUUAAGAAUUGUGUGAAAAGAAAUACAACCUUUUAAUCCGUUCAA
Molecule: messenger RNA, 1043 nt
Organism: Salmo salar (Atlantic salmon)
Lineage: Eukaryota; Metazoa; Chordata; Actinopteri; Salmoniformes; Salmonidae
Product: protein C19orf12 homolog
Source: RefSeq, a predicted model, not a curated record